This is a messenger RNA of Lachnellula hyalina, 957 nucleotides long. RefSeq lists its product as uncharacterized. NCBI's taxonomy places the organism in Eukaryota, Fungi, Ascomycota, Leotiomycetes, Helotiales, Lachnaceae. Gene Ontology annotation, cellular component: endoplasmic reticulum. Gene Ontology annotation, biological process: peptidyl-proline hydroxylation to 4-hydroxy-L-proline. The record is from RefSeq and is a predicted model, not a curated record. The transcript has 2 exons. Gene Ontology annotation, molecular function: L-ascorbic acid binding; procollagen-proline 4-dioxygenase activity; iron ion binding. Bases 1 to 957 code for a protein of 318 amino acids.
AUGGCAACCAUGCUUCAGAAAUCUCGAAAUAAGGCCAAGAAGGACAGCUCCAUCAGGAAUCCUCAAGUUGUGAGAACCAACUACACGUCCAAAACCGUCUCAAUCCCCAGGUCCUUCUUGUCGCCCCUCAGAGACCCCUCCAUCAUCGAAGUCAACCAAAUCGACUUCGCCAACACCCCGCUCCCGCAAUAUAAAGGCCUCUACGCCGUCGUACUCGACAAUGUCCUCUCACAGUCAGAAUGCGAUGAAUUAAUCCACAUGGCGGAACAAUCUGCAGGGGGGCAUGACCCCUCGGAGCCGAUGGAGAAUAAUGGGUGGAAACCAGCCAUGGUGAACGCCGGCCGGAAUCACGAGUUCCUGGCACUGGAUUAUAGGAACUCGGAUCGCAUCAUCUGGGACAAUGAAGAGAUUAUGAAUCGACUUUGGAAGCGCAUUACGCAGGUUAAGGAAAUGAAGGAUUAUUUUAGUGUCAUGGAAGGGGAGAAGUACGGUUCGAUUGUGGGGGACUGCUUGGUGAUGCAGGAUGGAAGGUGGGUUAUUGCGCCCAAGGGACCGAAUGAGAGGAUGCGAUUCCUGAAAUAUGGCGCUGGGCAAUUUUUUAGACCUCAUUGUGAUGGCACAUAUGAAACUCCCGAUGGGCAACAGCGCUCUUUCUUCACGUUGCAUUUAUAUCUGAAUGAUUCGGCUCAAGCGCUUGGAAUCAAGGAGCCUAUGUUUGGAUUCCGCAAGGGAAAGAAGGCCGAUGGAGAAGAAGAGAUGCUUCGGGGCGGCGCAACUACGUUUCAUUCCAUGGAUAAGAAGAAACGGCUGGAUGUUGAUCCUAAGGCGGGCCGAGUUUUGAUCUUCCAGCAAAGUAGACUAUACCAUUCUGGAGAUGACGUUACAGCUGGGAUCAAGUAUACCGUGAGGUCGGACUUGAUGUACCAAUUUGAGGCUGAGAAGGAAGAUGGGGAAUGA